Molecule: messenger RNA, 1749 nt
Organism: Talaromyces proteolyticus
Lineage: Eukaryota; Fungi; Ascomycota; Eurotiomycetes; Eurotiales; Trichocomaceae
Product: amino acid permease-domain-containing protein
Exons: 8
Coding region: 1-1749 (582 amino acids)
Biological process (GO): amino acid transmembrane transport
Cellular component (GO): membrane
Molecular function (GO): L-amino acid transmembrane transporter activity
Source: RefSeq, a predicted model, not a curated record
AUGGGUCUAUCUUUCUGGCCAGAUAAGGAGAAGGGCGGGAAUCUAAGAGUGCAGGCUAACAACAGCUCCGAGGAGAGCAUUAUUCGCGAUGGUGACAUCAAAUUCACCGCAGUAGAAGGUGCAAACUCCACCACCGUGACAUAUCAAGAUGCAGCUGGUGCACCAGUCGAAAAAAACUCUCCACUGGGGUACUCAGUGAGCUUUUGGAUUAGCUUGUUUCUGAAUAUCAACCAGAUGGUCGGAACGGGUAUUUUCUCGACGCCCGCCACUAUUCUCAAAGGUGUCGGCUCUGUCGGUCUGACAAUGAUAUACUGGUUCAUCGGGUAUCUUCUAUCCCAAAGUACGCUGGCGGUAUAUCUAGAACUCUCCGCAUGUUUCCCCAGCCGCUCCGGAUCAGAGGUCGUGUAUCUCGAACAAGCGUACCCGAAACCAAGAUACUUUUUCCCUACAAUCUUCGCCAUUAAGCAUGUUGUAUUUGCAUUUGCAAGCAGCAAUGCCAUUGUUUUUGCCGAAUAUAUGUUUGGGCUUGCGGGGUCGUCGUACACUGCUUGGCAAUUAAAAGGGGUGGCUGUGGCUGUAUAUACGGUCUCAUUGAUCGUGGUUAGUGCAAAUACUAAGUGGUCGCUAAGAAUUGUCGUAUUUUUCGGCGUGGUCAAAAUCGCGACAUUGAUUUUAAUCUCUAUUGCGGGUCUCGUCGUUCUUGGAGGACAUACGAAAAUCGCUGAUCCCAACAUCAACUGGAGGAAUGCCUGGGAGGGGACGUCCACUGCAUCGGCAUACGGCGCAACAAAUGCCAUGAUUAAAAUUAUCUUUUCCUAUGCCGGCUACACCAAUGCGUUUGGGGUUAUAAACGAGAUUAAGAACCCCACUAAAACACUUCGCUGGAGUGCUCCAUUCUCCCUCCUCCUUGUCACAGUUCUUUACAUUCUGGUCAACGUCGCUUACUUCUCUGCCGCAUCGAGAGAGGAAAUUUUACAGUCCAAGCAGAUUGCCGCAGCAAUCUUUUUUCAAAAACUGUUCGGGUCUACUAAUAAAGCGUCUCGUGCAUUGAACGUGCUUAUUUGUAUGAGUGCAUUCGGGAAUUUGGUCGCUGUCAUGAUUAAUUCUUCUCGAAUCCUUCGGGAAACUGGGAGACAAGGAGUCCUUCCGUGGUCAAAGUUCUGGACCAAUGUAAAGCCAUUCGGGACACCAUUAGGGCCAUACGUAUUUCAAUGGUCAAUUACAAUAGUCAUGAUCAUUGCACCUCCAGCAGGAGAUGCUUUCAACUUUGUGGUCGAUCUCAACACAUAUCCAACGACCCUCUUCAACUUCAUUGUCAUCGGCGGACUAGUCCUCAUCCGACGACGUCGUCGACGACUCAACUUACCCACAGCCGAUUACCGUGCUUGGGAUAUCGCAAUUGCAUUUUCGCUGUUGACGAAUGCGUACAUGUUGAUCGUUCCAUGGUACCCACCCACUCAAGGAGCGAAUGGAGGUGAUGUGAGUUUCUGGUAUGGAACUUAUCUAGUCGUUAGCAUAGGCCUACUUGUUCUGAGUGGCAUCUACUACUAUGUCUGGGUGAUACUUCUGCCGAAGUGGAAAGGCUAUGAACUUCGUCAGACAGUCCUGGAGUUUGAAAAUGGUUCUAUUUCACAUAAAUUGGUCAAGGUUCCGAAUGAGGAACUGGCUCGUUGGGAUGAAGAGCAUGAUGCUAUUGGUCAUCUAAGACAUCGGAAUGGACAUAGACAUGCAUCUAGUGAUGGAUUUUGA